Penicillium bovifimosum is the source of this 1248-nucleotide messenger RNA. RefSeq names its product Monooxygenase FAD-binding. The record is from RefSeq and is a predicted model, not a curated record. Lineage: Eukaryota; Fungi; Ascomycota; Eurotiomycetes; Eurotiales; Aspergillaceae. The transcript has a single exon. Bases 1 to 1248 code for a protein of 415 amino acids. Gene Ontology annotation, molecular function: FAD binding.
AUGGCUCCUCAAGUUCUGAAAGUCCUCAUAUGCGGCGGAGGGAUUGCAGGCCCAGCCCUGGCCUACUGGCUCGCCCAACUCGGCCACAAAGUCAUCGUUGUCGAACGCUUCCCAACUGUGAGAGCGACAGGAGCUCAGGUCGAUAUCCGCGGACAGGGGAUCACGGCCAUCAAGCGCAUGGGACUCCACGAGGCUAUUCGCAGCAAGCUCGUCGAUGAAGCCGGCGUGUCGAUCGUCAACUCAAGGGGCAAGACCAAAGCCACGAUUCUCGCCAACAAGUCCGGCAAGGGCGCAUCGUCGCUGAGCUCUGAAUAUGAGAUUAUGCGCGGAGAUCUUGUGCGCAUCUUACAUGAAGCUACGGAAGGCGAAGUGAAGUAUAUUUUCGGCAAAACGGUGGACAGCUUUAAGGAGCACGGAGAUCAGGUCGUCGCGUACUUCUCCGAUGGCUCAUCGGACACAUUUGAUAUGCUCGUUGGCGCCGAUGGACAGGGCUCUCGUGUCAGAAGGAACAUUCAGCCAGUUGCUGCCCCGAGUGAAUAUCACAACCUUGGGGUUCACAUGGCCUAUUGCUUCAUCCCAAGGAUCGAGAGCGACCCGAUAGGCAUGUGCAGGGCAUAUCUUUGUCCCGGUCGCCGGAUGAUCAUGACCAGAACCCACAAUGAGAAAGAGACACAGAUCUACUUCAUCCUGCUAUCUGACUCUGAAGAACUACGCGCCGUCCCCAAGCUUCCAAUCCAGCAACAAAAGAAGGCUUGGGCCAAUAUGUUCCAUGAUGCAGGGUGGCAGAGCGAGCGUUUUAUCAAAGAAAUGCAAACCACAGACAAUUGGUUUUGCCAAGACGUCGUCCAAGUCAAAACCGACACCUGGCACUCUGGUCGGGUUGUUUUGCUCGGCGAUGCGGCACACUGCCCUUCUCCUCUGACCGGCAUGGGGACAACCAGCAGCCUCGUCGGAGCCUAUGUUCUAGCUGGAGAGAUUUCUCGCAGCCAAGACCUCACCCAGGCAUUUGAAAAUUAUCACAAAAUCAUGCAACCGUAUGUCGACGAGAUUCAACAGCUCAACACUGGGUGGUUGCGAUGGGUAAUGGCUAAGUCGCAGGGUGUGAUAGCCAUCAUUCAUUUCCUUGUGGGACUGGCUUGCUUCCUUCGCAUACCCCAGCUAAUCGCGCGGCUCUCGAAUGACUGGGAUGGAGACUGGAAGCUACCUGAUUAUCCUGAACUGGAUGUUGAUCAGGCAGAGAAGCGAUAG